This is a messenger RNA of Pichia membranifaciens NRRL Y-2026, 1629 nucleotides long. RefSeq lists its product as hypothetical. The transcript has a single exon. The record is from RefSeq and is a predicted model, not a curated record. NCBI's taxonomy places the organism in Eukaryota, Fungi, Ascomycota, Pichiomycetes, Pichiales, Pichiaceae. Bases 258 to 1547 code for a protein of 429 amino acids.
CAGUGUAGUCCUAGAUCGAUGUUUCGAUCCUAUCUGUAGAUCAGUCCCUCCUGCUACACCUCGAAAACCUAUGCGCGUUACCCUAAUGCAGAGGAGGAUAUCAUGAAUUUUAUAUAUCUUAGAUCUGUCAAACCGUGUUGACACUUCCAGAACCAGGAAGGUUAUAUUUCAGUCCCGCAUGUUAUUUAUCGGUCUUCCUCUGCGGAAACGCUAUCCCAGACGUCUUAGGCACAAUCACCCCGUUGAACAAUACCACCAUGCAAUCGACCGUGUUGCCGCCCCUUGGGUCGCCACUACCGUUUCCGAACUCAUCAGACGUGGCCAUCUUGAAGUACGUCGGAUCCGUGUCUGGCCACGACGGAGUCUUCUGUGGACUCGAGCUCUGUGGUGCUUUGGCUGCCAGAGGGAAAAACAAUGGCUCCGUCAACGGCAUGGCAUACUUCCAAGUGGACACCCCGAACAGUGGAUUGUUUGUCCCGCUGCGAAAAGUUAUUGGAUGGCUGGGCACUAGUAACGUGAAUGGAAACGGCUUCUCCAGCUCAAACAUAUUUUCUCCUCCAAAUGCACAACAGCAACAGCAGCAGCAAUAUGGGUCACCGGCAGCGACAUUGUCCUCUCUUGGUAACGGGAAUCCGGCAGUCGGCGAAAACAGCAACGAACUUCGUCGACAUAUCAGCGUUCUUGAAAAGCGUCUCGUCCAGCGUGAAAACGACUUGAGGGAGCUGGACGUGCAGCUAGACGAGCUUGAUGCCACUCUCCGCACCAACGAUGCACGUCUUGCACGCAAGGAAGAGCGAUUCAAUAGGUACAAGAACGACAAGGAGGACGAGAUCAAACUACUUGUCGGAACAAUCGAAGCAUUGGAAAAAAAAGUAGGCGAUGCAGAAGAGACGUAUGCUGUCAAACUCAGACAGCUAGAACAGCAGAAGCUGGGCUCUCCGGGCAGUAACACUACGGCGCUUGAAGAAAAGAUCAAGACGCUCGAGCAAGAGUUGAGCGUGCAGAAAGAGAUGCAUGCGUCGUUCAAAAUCUCCAAAACGAUGGAAAUCAACGAGUUGCGCAAAGCGGAGAUGGAGGCCUACAAGUUGAACGAAGAGCUUGAAAGACUUCGAGAGGAAAGUGUAGACGUUGUUGAGGCAGAAAACCUGAAGCGGCAGAACGAACAGCUUGUACAAGAGCUAGAAAGCAAGAGAAUAGACAUCGAACUGCGAGAUACCAAGAUCAAGAGUCUCGAGGAGCUCUUGAAAUCAUCACGGGGGGAGAACGACGUUCUGCGGAACCGGAUGCAGUCUUACGAACGUGGAGUCGGCAGCAGCAGUGGUAGCGGUGUCGGAGUUGUCUCACAGCAGGGGCCCAACGCCCCCUCUUCUGCCACUACAAUGAGCAACCAAAACUUGCUUGACGAGAACGGAGGCUUGAAGGUCUUUGUCCCGGAGGAAAAAAUCGAUCCGUCUGCUGGUAGGGAGGAUUUCUGCUCCUUUUGCGACAGGGAGGGACACAGCACCGACGACUGUCCCUACGAGAAAGACAACAUCGAAAUGUUCUGAAAUAUAUAGUUUCUUUCUAUAUUCACACUGAUAUAUAAAUAUAUAUAUAGCAUACAUGACUGGGAUAUUGCUUAUGUACACG